Messenger RNA from Pelagomonas calceolata, 773 nucleotides. NCBI's taxonomy places the organism in Eukaryota, Pelagophyceae, Pelagomonadales, Pelagomonadaceae. The record is from the annotation of a GenBank genome assembly.
GUAGCCCUCUCCUAUGCGCCGUAUAUGUUUAGUUGCAGCUUGAGUUGCUUCAUAAGCUGCCAGGGUACUUGUCGAGCCUUGACCUCGGCUUUUUGUGUCUUUUGCUUUUUUUGGUAGGCGCAUCUCGAGUAAAAAUGGCCGCCUGGGCCACACCCAAGAAGGCACCAAAGCCGCAGAUGCGGGCCAUCAUCGCGGAGGAGCGCGAGGUCGCGGGCGACGACGAGCUACGCGAGGCGCUGGCUGCCUCUCGACGCGAAGCGGACCAACUAGCAGCGCGCAUCGUCGACGCGGAGACGGCCGAACCGGCGGGCGGCCCCGCGGCCGACGCGUCGCUCGCGCUCGCGCUCGCGCUCCAGGACGAGGAGGAGCGCGGCGCGGCCGCGCGAGAGAGCGCGCGAAUCGCGGCCGCCAUAAGGGCUGCGCGGCGCCACGAAAAGGUCCGCGUCGGCCGCGUGCCCGAGGGGCUGGACGCGCCGUGGUCGACGUCGCCGCCGGAGGACACCGACGUCGACGACGUCGCAGCGGCGCUCGCCGCCGAGGGCGUCUCCACGCGCGGCGUGCUGGGCGGCGACAUCGUCGGCCGGCGGGCGGACGGCUCGCUCGUCAGCAAGCAUGAUAUUUUGCUGGACGGCCGUCUUAAGGCAUCGCUCCUGUCGGCGAGGGUCGCUGGCGCCGGGGACCUGUCUGACCAGCGCGUUCCGGCGCGUGCGUACCACGACCUCGUCGCCUUUCAGCACCGGCAGGAGUCGAGGGGUGAUCGGGGGGGAUCCUAA